Gryllus bimaculatus (two-spotted cricket) is the source of this 609-nucleotide messenger RNA. Lineage: Eukaryota; Metazoa; Arthropoda; Insecta; Orthoptera; Gryllidae. The record is from the annotation of a GenBank genome assembly.
AUGCUAGCUAUCUUUACCAGUGCGGCAUGCGGCGCAGCCAGUAGCCAGUUCAGCCGAUUGCGCGAAUCGCGUCCGUCUUUAUCUGGGCUAGCCCAAGGCCCUGCAGCGAACGUGGCGCGGGCAGACAACACUGCGACGGCCGCCGGAGGGCCGCCACCGGGCCGCCGCCGCGCCCAGAUUAAAAGGCCCGCAUGGGCCGCAACACUUGGCCGUGAAUGUUGUGUUGCAGCGGCGGGGCUGUCGGCGGCGCAAGUGAGCGCGCUGGGGGUGUCCACGCAGCGCAGCUCCUUCGUCACGUGGCACCGCGAAACGGGCCGCCCCUUCCACAACUUCAUCACGUGGAAGGACGUGCGCGCCGACGACCUGGUGCGCCAGUGGAACGCCUCUCUCACCCUCAAGGGCCUGCACGUGGGCACGCGGCUGCUGUACGCGGUGACCCGCAGCCAGCGCUUCCUGGCCGCCUCCGUGUUGAAGCUCAUGAACUCGCAGGUGCGUCCCCGAGCUGCACGCUUUCGCGGCCCCGCGUCAACACCCACGCCCCACGGGCCCCUUGGAUUCCGCAACUUCCGAGAUGACAAUAUUUCAGACAUAUGUCGGGUUGCUGCGUAA